UCCAUUUUUGGUUGACUCAAUUUUCGUAUUAAUAGAGAUUAGAAUCGUUAUACAAAAUUAAAAGACUUAAUUUUCAUCUACUCAACAAAGAGUUAAAAUAAGAAAGUGAAUAUUUUACCAAACAUAUUAGUCACUUGCUUGUUGUUGUAGGAAUCUAUAAAAAUAUGCUUACCUAAGUUGACAACACCUCCCAAUUUAACCCUUCAAUGGCUUAAUAGGUGUUGGUUGCCCAUUAUUAUCAUAAUUAACAAAGUUAUAUUUAUAUAUAUAUAUAUAUAUAUAUAUUAUACAAUAUAUAUUAUCUAAUCAAGCUUUUUCUUCUUCUUAUAUUUAAUUUGUCCCAUACAUAAUCACUAUAAAUAGCUGCAUAUUAGAUUUAUAUUUCAUUACAAUUAUACUCUUUAUUGAGUAAGAAUUAAAAUGAAGUCUUUUAUUUUUGUGUUCUUUUUUUGGGCAGUAACUCUUAUCUCCAUUGAUGCAGAAAUUGAGCCAACCCAAACUCAAAAACAAUCUAGUGCUAGAAAAGAAUCCAAAAUAAUUGAUGGAGGCUUAAGAUAUGGUAGCGAACUUGUAGAAAUAUAUAAAGGAGGUAAAUAUAUAGGUCAAUAUAAAGGUCAAAACAAAGGAGGUAAACAUAAAGGUCAAAAUAAUGAUGAUGAUGAUGAUGAUGAUGAUGGUGAUGGUGAUGAUAGCAAAAAGACCAAAAAACCAGGAAGUAGAACUUCAGAAUGUUGGGAUAGUCGAGCACAAAAAUGGAGAUCUCGAGGAAGUCGUGGAGGAGCAGGGAAAAGGAAGGGAAAAAGAAGGGAUUAGAAAUAAAAUAAUGCAUUAAUAUAUUAACAUAUAUUUGGUUGGUGGGUAUGUGGCCUUUUCUAUAUAACAAAGUUUUCCUUAAUUAAUACCCCAAUUAUACUUGUAGUUUUAUAUUUUAAACAAGUUAUUUAUUUAAUACAAAAAUAAAAAAGUUAUCUUACCUCUAUUA
Cicer arietinum (chickpea) is the source of this 982-nucleotide messenger RNA. Lineage: Eukaryota; Viridiplantae; Streptophyta; Magnoliopsida; Fabales; Fabaceae. The record is from RefSeq and is a predicted model, not a curated record.